AGCAGUUUUAGCUUCAUACUGUACUGUCUUUGGAGGUGUCUAUCGAUGGUACAAACUCUGUGAUUGUUACCUCUGCCUUUUCUCUUCUACUUCCGUAAACAUACCGUUUACAGGAAGUGACACUAUAGUAAAUACCACCGGAACGGAAGUCCAUGUUGCGCGCCAAAUUUGUUGUCGUGUUGCGUUUGACUUCGCUUUCAAGAUUUUUAGAUAAUAUAUAUAUUUUUAUAUAAGUGCUGAUAAGGAACCAGGACUGCUAAAAGACUCAAGCAUGGCGGUACCUUUUGUGCAGGACUGGGACCUGAUCCAGACGCUGGGAGAAGGAGCGUAUGGAGAGGUGAGGCUGCUGGUGAACAGACAGACAGGAGAGGCUGUAGCGGUGAAGGUUAUUGAUACGUCUCAGGGGAAGGAGUGUUCUGAGAACGUCAAGAAAGAGAUCUGCAUAAACAAGGUUCUGUCCCACUCUAACGUAGUGCGUUUCUUCGGCCACCGGAGGGAGGGGCCGACUGUCUAUCUGUUCCUGGAGUACUGCAGCGGUGGAGAGCUAUUCGACAGGAUUGAGCCUGAUUUGGGGAUGCCAGAGAGAGAAGCUCACAGGUUUUUCCAGCAGUUGAUGGCAGCUGUGGAAUAUCUCCACAGUGUAGGUAUCACCCACAGAGACAUCAAGCCCGAGAACAUUCUCCUGGAUGACAAAGACAACCUGAAGUUGUCAGACUUCGGUCUAGCUACGAUGUUCCGUCACCGUGGGCGAGAGCGGCGUCUGAACAGGCUGUGUGGAACGCUUCCGUACGUCGCGCCUGAGCUGCUCAGCAAAUUAGAGUUCAACGCUCAACCAGCUGACGUCUGGGCCUGUGGCAUCGUCCUCACCGCCAUGUUGGCUGGAGAGUUGCCGUGGGACCAGCCCAGCGAGAGCUGCCAGGAAUAUUCUGAUUGGCUGCAGAAGAAGACCUACCUCUCCCCCUGGAAGAAGAUUAAACACACACCCCUCAGCCUCCUAUCUAAACUACUCCAGGCCUUGCCAGAAGAGAGGCUGUCUAUCUCUGAUCUCAAGACCGACCCAUGGUUCAGUCAGACCUUCACACCCUUAGCCUCUCACAACAAACUACUACUCUCUGACAGACUACUACUACACAGGAACAACAGUGAUAGGGUGCAGUUCUCCAGCUCCCAGCCAGACCCAGCGCUCGGUGUGUGGGAGGGAAGUGUGUGUGUCGGAGUGCAAGACCAGGUCAGCUUCUCUCAGCCGGCCAGACCAGACAACAUGCUGCUGGGGAGUCAACUACUGGGCACGCCUGGAGCCAGCCAGACCCCGUGGCAGCGGAUGGUUCGGAGGAUGACGAGGUUCUUUACGACUCUGGACUCUUCAGCUUCCUGCUCCGCUCUGAGGGACACCUGUAUCGACCUGGGCCACACCUUCAAACACACCUGCACCAACCAGGUAACAGUCAGUACUCUGGAUAGACGGAACAAUAAGUUGAUAUUUAAGGUUCAUCUGAUGGAGCUGGACGAGAGAGUUUUACUGGACUUCAGACUAUCCAAGGGCGAUGGUCUGGAGUUUAAGCGUCUCUUCCUGAAGAUCAAACAGAAGCUAAGUGAUAUCAUCAGUACCCAGAGAAUACCACUUCCUGUCACAUGAUCAGUUGCCAUCUACGUCAUGGAACACACACACCAGAAGAGAUCAGGCGUGUGUUUUACUAUCCUCAUGCGUACCGGAAAUCCCCAAAAAUUCCCCACCAGGAUAAUUCUUAUUCGCGGGGACAUUUCCCAGGUUCCUGUGAGGAUAGCUUAAAAUGGUCUAGGGGAAAAGGAUUUUGAAUGAAAUGCAGGUCC
Messenger RNA from Oncorhynchus gorbuscha (pink salmon), 1830 nucleotides. RefSeq names its product checkpoint kinase 1 (gene chek1). Gene Ontology annotation, molecular function: tau-protein kinase activity; ATP binding; protein serine/threonine kinase activity. Bases 272 to 1636 code for a protein of 454 amino acids. NCBI's taxonomy places the organism in Eukaryota, Metazoa, Chordata, Actinopteri, Salmoniformes, Salmonidae. Gene Ontology annotation, cellular component: cytoplasm. Gene Ontology annotation, biological process: DNA damage checkpoint signaling; microtubule cytoskeleton organization; protein phosphorylation. The transcript has 13 exons. The record is from RefSeq and is a predicted model, not a curated record.